Molecule: messenger RNA, 1755 nt
Organism: Rotaria sp. Silwood2
Lineage: Eukaryota; Metazoa; Rotifera; Eurotatoria; Philodinida; Philodinidae
Source: the annotation of a GenBank genome assembly
AUGCGUUGGUUACUCGUAAGUCAUGACGAAAAUUCCAUCUCAAAACAAUGUGAAGAUAUAUUAGAAGUAGCUGGACAAAUAGUUCUCUAUAAUUAUCAUCAUGGUAAAUCAUCAAUACAAGAAAUAAAAGAUAAAAUAAAUAAUGAUAAACCUGAUAGAAUUAUUGUUAUAAUAAAUGAAAAAAAUUCUUCAAGACUUAUUAAUACAAUCAAUGAUCAUCUUUUAAUUCCUCUCUAUGUAGCACAAACUACAACAAAUUCUUAUUCACCUAUUCCUGUACUUUUAUUAACAUGUACAACAAAUGAUAAUAGUUUAAUUAUAAUUCAAAAUGCAACUGAUCAAUUAGUUAAUAUUUAUUCACAUAUUGUCAAUGCAAAACUGCUAACACCAAUAAGUGAUGAAGAUUUAAAUGAAAAUUAUUUUGAAUCGUUAUGGCAAACAAAUCCAGACGAAUUUCAUCGUAUAACAAUACUUUCUGAUGUUUUACCUAUUUUAUUAGCACUAAUACAUGAUGGUAAAGCAAAUGGUCAAGUAGAUGUUUGUAAUAAAGGUACAAUAUCGUUGCAAUAUUUUAAAAAAAUUAAUUCAAAUGAAAUUAAACAAGAGAAUAUUUUGCCUCAAUCAAUUGAAACCGAAGAUAUUACAGAUAAAUUUGAACAAUGGAAUAAACAAAUGAUUUCACCUGAAACACGACCACUUUACCAAGCAUCUUUUCUAUUACCAAAUGUAUUAAAAAGUAUUGAACAAAUUUUACAGCAACAAAAAAUCAAUAUGAACCAAAAUAAAUCAAAAAUUUUACUUGUUACUGGUGGAUGUGGAUUUAUUGGAAGUACAUUUAUCAAUCAUUGGAUUGAAACAUAUUCAAAUGAUAAAAUUAUUAAUAUUGAUCGACUUGAUCCAGUUGCUAAUACAAAAAAUAUUGCCAAUCCAAAUUCACCUAAUUAUACGCUUAUUGUUGCGGAUAUUAGUAAUAAAGAUAUUGUUUUACAUCUUUUUAAUCAAUACCAUAUUACACAUAUUAUUCAUUUUGCAGUUCAAGCUCAUCUUGAUACUUCGUUUGGUAAUAGUAUUACAUUUACAGAAUCAAAUGUCUACGGAACUCAUUCUGUUCUUGAAGCAAGUCGAAUUUAUGGUAAAAUUCAAAAAUUUAUUCAUAUAAGUACUGAUGAAGUUUAUGGUGAAACACCAUCUGGUAGUAAUCAAGAGAUUUGUCUUCUUAAUCCUCUUAAUCCGUAUGCAGCAACAAUAGCUGCAGCUGAAUUUCUUGUUAAAUCCUAUGGUGAAAGUUUUAAAUUACCCUAUUGUAUUAUUCGUUUAUGUAAUGUCUAUGGACCAAGACAACAUAUUGAGAAAAUUAUUCCAACGUUUAUUAAUACUUUAUUACAAGGAGAAAAAAUAAAAAUUCAUGGUGAUGGUAAACAAAUACGUCAUUAUCUUUAUGUUGAUGAUGUUAUUCGUGCUAUUGAACUUAUUUUAAAUAAAGGAAAAACCAAAAUGAUUUAUAAUAUUGGAACAAAAAAUGAAUUUAAUGUUCUUGAUAUAGCGAAAUAUAUUUUAGAAAAACUUCAAUUAAAUAAAAAUCUUGAUGAUGCUAUUAUAUAUGUUAAACCUCGAUCGUUUACUGAAGCACGAUAUUGUACAACAACAUGUGGAUUAGUCAAAUCGCUUGGUUGGAAAGAACAAAUAUCAUUUGAUCAAGGAUUAGAAAAAACUAUUCAAUGGCUUAAAUCAAAUCCUGAUUAUUGGACAAAAUAA